Topomyia yanbarensis is the source of this 2536-nucleotide messenger RNA. RefSeq names its product baculoviral IAP repeat-containing protein 7-A (gene Diap2). Gene Ontology annotation, molecular function: cysteine-type endopeptidase inhibitor activity involved in apoptotic process; ubiquitin protein ligase activity. Bases 431 to 2023 code for a protein of 530 amino acids. Gene Ontology annotation, biological process: negative regulation of apoptotic process; positive regulation of protein ubiquitination; regulation of cell cycle. The record is from RefSeq and is a predicted model, not a curated record. NCBI's taxonomy places the organism in Eukaryota, Metazoa, Arthropoda, Insecta, Diptera, Culicidae. Gene Ontology annotation, cellular component: nucleus; cytoplasm. The transcript has 4 exons.
AGUGCUGAAUUUAGAGAAAAAAACUGCUUCUGCAAGGGGAUCUUUUCCACUCAUUAGACUACAAAAAAAAUUAUUGAUUAUUUACCGUUCAAUUUUUGCCAGUUUAUAGUUGAAUAUUAUGAUAUUUGAAGGAAGUCAGAGAUAAUUGGUAUAAAAAUGUACUUUCUGUAAAGCAGUUCACUGUCCGCAGCAACCAAAUUUAGAGCAAUGAAGUAUACGUUUCGUAUAGAAAACUUAUCAACAUACAAAGCCAAAAUCGACCGUGAAAAGUGUAAAAGCAGCCAAUCGUGAAGCAGAACAACGAAUAUACAUUGAUUCAAUCAGUCCAGAAUCAUAUGGCAAAAAAUCUCUAAGGUCGAAAGGGUCGAACAAUCUGAACGGUGUCAUUGUUUUCAUAGUAAAACAGUGCUUUGGUCUGUAAGCGAGAGCAAUGAACGUCGAGUUUAAUCGACUUCGCACCUACGACAGAUGGGAAGAUGCAGAAUGGACUAUGGACAAUCCUUUUGAUGUGUUGGCUAGUGCUGGAUUUUAUGCAACCAAUCAGUUCCUGGAGGUGAAAUGCAACUUUUGUGGGGUUGUAGUGUUCAUUGGGAAUUCGGCAAUUAACAUUGUCGACAAACACCGUGAGCUGAGCCCAAAUUGCGACUUCCUGUUGCAUCCUGAUCGCACGGAUAACGUGAAAUGCUUCGACGCUAACGAACUCAAGCGAGAAGAAUGCCGUCUGGCAACCUUCGCAACCUGGCCAGUCGCUCAUAUCAGUCCUAGCUCGCUGGCCAGAGCUGGACUCUACUACACGUACAAUUCCGACCAGGUGAAGUGUGCUUGGUGUGAGGGAGUCAUUGGUCAAUGGGAAGUUGGCGACGAACCUUUCAGAGAGCAUCAGAAAUUUUUUCCAAAUUGUCCAAAAGUAAUGUCCAACAGUAUCAGUUCCAAUCCUGCAUUAGAUAGCAGCAUCGGAAUACAACCAGUUAAGACUCCCCACGCUCCGCAGUUUAGUUCGUUGGAUUCGAGAGUGCGAACGUUUGAAAAUUGGACAACGGGUCACAUUCAGAACCCGGAACGUUUGGCUCAAGCUGGAUUCUACUAUCUAGGAAGAGCUGAUGAGGUUCAUUGUUUCUAUUGUGAUGGAGGGUUACGCUUCUGGUUGGCAGAUGAUGAUCCAUGGUAUGAACACGCUAGAUGCUUUCCCAAGUGUCAAUUCGUACAGUUGGUAAAAGGACAAUUGUUCAUUGAAAAUGUUCAAAGUCAGAUUAAAAAUAGCAGCAGUCAAGGCCAACAACAGCAGAUGCAAAUAGGAGCUCAUACGACGAUCCCAAUGACUCUGGAAGAAGCACUUGGAACAGAACCUGUUCAGUUGGCAUUAUCUAUGGGACUAAAUGCGGGUCGUAUUCGAGCCGUUACAAAAAGGCACUUGGAGACUACCGGCCAACCGUUUUUGGAAUCCCAGGCCCUAAUCGAAGCGGUCCUCGAUGGUCAAAUACAAGAUGAAGAAUUGGAACCGACCAGCUCAUCAAGAAUGGAUCGUCGCAUCGAAACUGAAGUUUCUCGUUUGCUCUGGUCGGCAAUAUCUUCUUCUGCUGCACCCAAUCUGUCAUCCUUCAGCUCUACAUUCUCGACACCAUCGCCUUCGUCGGAUUCAGCACAAGGUUCUAGCGCUGCAUCGGAUGAACCCCGAAUCAUUGGAACUAGUUCUGCGAUAGAAAUUCCUACCUCUAGAAUAGUCAACUCGGCUGCAACAGCAAACUGCAAAACCGUACCUGAAUCGUUGGCUCAGAUGGCCAUGACAGCCAGUUCUAUGUCCGAGCCAGAAGGCAUAGAGGAUGCAAAAACCCUCAGGUUGGAAGAAGAGAACAAACGAUUAAAGGAUGCACGUGAAUGCAAAAUUUGCAUGGCAGACGAAGUGGGUGUAGUGUUUUGUCCUUGUGGUCAUCUAGUUUCUUGCGUUCAAUGCGCCCCAGCGGUUACAAAUUGCCCUGUUUGUCGUGCCGUCAUCAAGGCACGAGUACGUACUUUCCUAUCGUAAGCUGACGAAGACACGUGUGCACUUUUUUGGAUAAAGGGUAACAAUGCUGGAUAUGAUGCACAAAAUAAACUAAUCACAGGCUUGUUACCUAUAAGGUACCCAAUAGAUGUACAAUCAAUACUGAGCAGCGAUACACUACAACUGCACUAUUGUUAAGUAAAUUUUUGCCCAGUCAAAUUGUUUGAAUCAUCACAUUCAUUUGCGUAAGUAGCAGGAUAACCAACGGAUUAUUCGAGUGAUAGCGGGCAAAAACUCGGUUCACGAUUAUCAUCAGUGAAUAUUUUUAGUUAGUAGGAGAUGACAAUGUAGAAAUUCCAUUUAACAAGUUUUAUUGAGAAACAGCAGGUCUAUUGAUAACGUAGGUGAUACAGUGUAGUGUAUUUUAUGUUCCGAUAGCGUGGUGUGAUCUACGAAAAAUAUAACGACGGACAUCGUGUUGUUCAACUGAGCUGUCUACAUAGUAUUAAUGUUAAUUGAUUAAUUGCAAAUAUAAUACACCAUUGCAAAAAUAAA